GUUCGCUCGUUGUGGUGAGUGAGUGAUUGACACAUAGCACACUAUGAUGAACCAACAGGCGGCGGCUGCAGGUGAGCUGAAGGCAGGCACCACCACACACACAGACACACACACAUACGCAUGACGGCCCAUCGAUGUGUGUGUGUGUGUGUGUGUCAGCCGCUCAAGGUGGCGGUUUGCUCGGCAGCGACGCGCAAGUAGAUGAGUCGGUCAGUCACUGCAACGAACGAAAGGCCUCCCAUUAGACAAGCGUCACCGCUUGAUUGUGUUGCCUCGCUCUCUGUGUGUGUGUUUAGGUUGGUGUGCUGCGCAACAUCUCCGACACUCUCACUAUGCUAGAGGGACUACACUCACAGGUAGCUCUCUCUCUGUCACCUGCGGCACAAACACACCACAUCAGCCAUGCCUUCGCUAUUUGGGUGUUCUGUGUGUGUGUGUGACAGGGGCCGCCAGAGGCACUCAACUACCUGGCGACGAAGGCCGCGGUGAGCGACCUGAGAGGGAUGUGUGAGUGUGACAUGUGUGAGUGAAUGCGGCAUGUGUGUGUGUGUGUGUGUGUGUGCGCGCAGGAGUCGCCCAUGAGAGCAUCUCGAGUCAAGAUGGCCAACGGUGCGCUCUCGAAGCUCUUCGCGUCCAUGGAGGCUUACAAGUCUGCCGUGUCGGAUCUCAAAGGAUUGGCUCUGGUGGGUGGGCAACAGUGGAUGGAUGCUAUGUGUUCAUCUUGCCCUCUGUGGAUGCGUGUGUGUGAUUGAUGCGAUGCGAUGUGUGCAGCUGGAGGGCAACUUCAAGAAGUUCGCACUCAAGAAGACUACCGUACCAAAUGAGAAGAAGGUACACACUGCAUGUGGGCCUGCUGAGUCUUAGCGUCACUAUGCGGGCCGGCGUGCGGUGAUGUCUGCAGGGUCAGGUCGGUGCCGAGAGCUCGCUGGGCGAUCCCGCGGCGGCGUCGUCCGCUGCCGCUGCUGCUGGUGGUGCUGGUGCUGGUGCUGGUGGUGGUGGUGCUGGUGCUGGUGGUGGUGCUGGUGCUGGUGCUGGUGCUGGUGCUGGUGCCGUCCCCUCCAACCCCCACUUGUUCGUGCAGCGGCUGUACGGCCUGCCACCGGAGCUCCACCACACACUCGCCAAAUUGAUCGGUCCAGAGGGCCAGGAGGCCACCACCCUCGCUCGGAUCGGCAACACCAUGGCCAGCACGUCACACGCCGGCAGCAGUGCAGUCGAGACCGCCGUGACGUCGGCCAUCGACGGCCUUAUCAAGAGGAAGGGACCGGAGAACAUCAUCGACUACCGACCGCUGCGUCAGUCCACCAGUCGCCGUCGUGUGGUUCGGCUGAUCCGCCUGCGGUACGUGCUGGAGGUUGGGGGGGACUGGUCGGGCAGUGUGCCGCUGCUGCGGCUUGCCAAGAACCUCAAGCGGAUCCAAGAGCUGCCCCUCCAGCUGGACGAGGGCGAUGUGGGGCGGGCGGGCACUAAGGAGGACAUCGACAGCCGACCGGCGAGCAUGCGGCAAUAUGGCCUCUUCGGAGAUCGACUAGAUGGCGACUUGGGGCUGAUACGGGGGGCGUUGGGUGAGGGGCUGGGUGGGUGGAGGGUGAGGGUGCACACACCUGAGACAGUGCCGGGCGAGUACAGAGAUACCUUCGACCCCAACGACCCUGCUUGUCAACGUAAGAGGCAUCAACAGGUGUCGUGCUCCCUUUUUGAUGUCUGUCUGUCUGUCUGUCUGGCUGUCUGGCUGUCUGCAGACGACGUUGACGAGUAUCGUAGCUUCCGCGAGAUGGUCACUAUUCGGUGGGCAACCAACACACUAAGGCAGCGUGUCGCAUUCCGUGCCUUCUCUCUUUUGAUCUUCUAGCAUCCUCUUCUCCUAUGAGCUAGAGGGGGACAGUGUGACGGUGGCACGUGCCUCGGAUCCUCCGUCGUCUGCUGCCUCCUCCCGCAUCGGUGAGCUCACCGCCCAGCGCCCCGGGACGCCACUGUGGGGCACGCGCACCCUCGGCAGCACCGCCAGAGGCCGAUACGUCGCCUUUGCGGCAUACUUGCACACGUGCAAGGUCCACCGGGAGGCAUCCAUCGGCCUUUACAGCACUGAGAGGCCCCAGGGCGACGGUGUCGCAGGCAGGCCCAGCGGCCGCACCAUCCGCAGCACCAGCGAAUGGGGCUUCACAAGCCGAUGCGUCCUCUUCCGUGGUGACGGACCAGACGACGCCUUCGCGGCAUACUUGCGCAUGAGCAAGUUCCACCUGGAGGCAUCCAUCGGCCUUUACAGCACUGGGGAGCCCCAGGGCGACGACAUUCCCCAGGCGGCGGCCCUGGCUCGCACGCGUAUGGGCAGCGACUCAUGGCUGAUCCCGGACCUCAACCAGGCGAUUCCCACAGGUCCGCACGAGUGGGAGUGAGGGAGGGCCAAUAAGCCUACUUGUUGGUUGGUUCAGAUGGCUGCGAUGGUGGUGGUGGUGAUGAGAGUGGAAGCCACUCUACAGGUGGACCCUCGCCAGGCAUGGUAAGCAGAAUGGCUUGUCGAGGGUGCACCUGUUGGUGUCAUCUGCUCUGCGUGUGUGUCUCUGUGUGUAUGUCAGGAGGCCACUGCUGCUGCUGCUGCUGCUGCUGCAGUACCACAGGCCAACAAACGAACUCACGAUGUGAGCCACGCGUGACCUCAAUCAUUUUGUCUCGUCCCAUGCAGUGAGUGUGAAUGUGUUGGUUGACCAUGUGUGUGUCAGGACUUCAUGACCCACCCCCACGAGCGGCAGCCGGAGUGCCCCCCGCCAUACACUGUGGGUGAUGCUGUGCCAGUUGGUGGUGUGACUGGUCCUCUCUCGCACGCAUCGGACCUCCUGCAGCCUGGCAGCGGCAGCCGUGGCAGUGGGGUGGAGGUGGGCAACGCGGCGGAUGCCAUGGACACGGAGAAGCCAAUGGAAGUUGACGAGCCAAUGGCAUCUGACUGACUGACUGACUGGCUGAGUGUAAUGCAGACAAUCCAUUGCUGGAUGCAGAGUGCCUCGUGUGUCGUGUGUACCACCAUGCCCGGUCCGACUCAGUGCUCAUCUUGUCAGAUUCGGUCACGCCAACACUCACUCUGCUGCAGUUGAGUGUGUGUUGGUGUGACUGACGAUUGUGCGGUGAGUGCUGAGGAAGACACGACAGUGUGUGACGGGUUGGUCGAUACAGAGGGAUGGAUGGAUGGAUGAAUGGAUGGAUGGACAGUGUCCUGCGCUCUGGAUGACUCACAAAUGUCAAUACUAAAGGUGCUU
Molecule: messenger RNA, 3251 nt
Organism: Vitrella brassicaformis
Lineage: Eukaryota; Vitrellaceae
Source: the annotation of a GenBank genome assembly